CACUCUCUACGCUCUCUUCUACGCACGUACUCCAAACAAUAUGAACGCCCCGAUCACUUCUCCCACUAUGGCCCAGCGCCAGCUAUCAUCCACAACAACGGCUGUAACGGCGAACAUGACACAAGGCUUUGCACCACCGCCUCCCCCGCCAGCUCAGAAGGCGCCUAGCACGGAUGCCUUCAUCCAGAACCUGAACCUAGUAGCAGAGGCUGCGAAGCGUGCACAGAUGGCGGUGCUGAUGCGAGAUCUAGAGGGCAUUGCCAUCUCGUGAUUCGCCCCUACUUCACCCCCCUUUCC
Molecule: messenger RNA, 297 nt
Organism: Daldinia vernicosa
Lineage: Eukaryota; Fungi; Ascomycota; Sordariomycetes; Xylariales; Hypoxylaceae
Exons: 1
Source: RefSeq, a predicted model, not a curated record